Messenger RNA from Salvelinus namaycush (lake trout), 1637 nucleotides. Its product is annotated as histamine N-methyltransferase-like. Lineage: Eukaryota; Metazoa; Chordata; Actinopteri; Salmoniformes; Salmonidae. The record is from RefSeq and is a predicted model, not a curated record. Bases 603 to 1487 code for a protein of 294 amino acids. Gene Ontology annotation, molecular function: N-methyltransferase activity. The transcript has 7 exons.
CUACUGGUGUGCUGCGUUGCUUAAGUCACAAGACAUUACUCCGGUGUGCUGCGUUGCUUUAGUCACAAGACAUUACUCCGGUGUGCUGCGUUGCUUAAGUCACAAGACAUUACUCCGGUGUGCUGCGUUGCUUUAGUCACAAGACAUUACUCCGGUGUGCUGCGUUGCUUUAGUCACAAGACAUUACUCCGGUGUGCUGCGUUGCUUAAGUCACAAGACAUUACUCCGGUGUGCUACGUUGCUUUAGUCACAAGACAUUACUCCGGUGUGCUGCGUUGCUUUAGUCACAAGACAUUACUCCGGUGUGCUGCGUUGCUUUAGUCACAAGACAUUACUCCGGUGUGCUACGUUGCUUUAGUCACAAGACAUUACUCCGGUGUGCUACGUUGCUUUAGUCACAAGACAUUACUCCGGUGUGCUGCGUUGCUUAAGUCACAAGACAUUACUCCGGUGUGCUGCGUUGCUUUAGUCACAAGACAUUACUCCGGUGUGCUGCGUUGCUUUAGUCACAAGACAUUACUCCGGUGUGCUGCGUUGCUUUAGUAUAAACACUCGACCUACGCGUGAUUCUGUAGUCGUCUUGAAAGGAAAACCAUUUAGCCAUGUCCUGUGCUAUGAGAAGUCUGGUGGAGGAUGACGACAGAUACCUGAAGUCCUUCCAGCUGUUCCUGGAGCGCUCCUCUGAACACAAGUGCAUGCAGGACUUUAUCCAUGGCACCUUGCCUGACAUACUAGCCAGCAUUGGAGAGGGAAAAGCCCAUCUUAAUAUGAUGGGAGUUGGAAGUGGAGCAGGUGAGAUUGACCUUGAGAUGUUCUCUCAGCUGCAUCUGAAGCAUCCUGCAGUAACCGUGGACAACCAGGUGGUGGAACCCAGCGCCCAGCAGCUCCACCUCUAUAAGGUGUUGGUGUCCCAGAAACCAAACCUAGACUACAUUAAAUUCACUUGGAACAAGAUGACAGCCACUGAGUUUGAGAAGCACUGGAGAGAGAACCAUUUGACCAAGAAGAUGGACUUCAUUCACAUGAUACAGAUGUUGUAUUACGUGAAGGAUCCAGGUGCUACAGUCACAUUCUACCAGAGCCUCCUGGACAGGAAUGGAAAACUACUUGUAAUUCUGGUGUCUGAUGAGAGUGGCUGGGGAAAGCUGUGGAGGACAUUCAGGACCCAGCUGUGUAACACAGAGAUCAGUCAGUGUGUGACUACAGGUGAUAUUAAAGCCUACCUGGACUCUAAGACAACGAGUUACCAGAGCUACAAGCUGCCAUCUCAGAUGGACAUCACAGAGUGUUUCACUGAGGGGGACCAGAGAGGAGAACUGCUUCUGGACUUCCUGACUGAGGUGUUAGACUUCAGCUCCACUGCUCCUCCUGAGCUGAAGAGAGGAGUUCUAGACCUGCUGAUGACCCCAGACUGUAGCAAGGAGGUGGAUGGGAGGGUCAUCUUCAAUAACACCCUGGAGGUGCUGGUGGUUGACCCUCUACAGUAACACAGGAAUAGAUCUCAAAAUGCUGUAGCAACAAUGUGUAUCACUGAUAAACACUGAGUAUACAAAACAUUAGGAACACUUUCUCUUUCCAUGACAGACUGACCAGGUGGAAGCUAUGAUCCCUUAUUGAUGUUACUUGUUAAAUCCACU